AUGAUCCAUGGCACGAAGCCUCCAGUGAUGAUCCAUGGCACGAAGCCUCCAGUGAUGAUCCAUGGCACGAACCCUCCAGUGAUGAUCCAUGGCACGAAGCCUCCAGUGAUGAUCCAUGGCACGAAGCCUCCAGUGAUGAUCCAUGGCACGAAGCCUCCAGUGAUGAUCCAUGGCACGAAGCCUCCAGUGAUGAUCCAUGGCACGAAGCCUCCAGUGAUGAUCCAUGGCACAAAGCCUCCAGUGAUGAUCCAUGGCACGAAGCCUCCAGUGACGGUCCAUGGCCCGGAGCCUCCUGCGACGGUCUGCCGUCCAGCGUCUCCGGCGACGGUCUGCAGUCCAGUGUGUCCGGCGACGGUCGGCAGUCCAGAGUGUCCGGCGACGGUCUGCAGUCCAGAGUGUCCGGCGACGGUCUGCAGUCCAGAGUGUCGGGCGACAGUCGGCAGUCCAGAGUGUCCGGCGAUAGGUCGGCAGUCCAGAGUGUCCGGCGAUAGGUCUGCAGUCCAGAGUGUCCGGCGACGGUCUGCAGUCCAGAGUGUCCGGCGACAGUCGGCAGUCCAGAGUGUCCGGCGAUAGGUCGGCAGUCCAGAGUGUCCGGCGACGGUCGGCAGUCCAGAGUGUCCGGCGACGAUCCACGGUCCGGUUCCUCCGGCGACGAUCCACAGUCCGGUUCCUCCGGCGACGAUCUACGGUCCGGAGUGUCUGGCGACAAUCCAUGGUCCGGUUCCUCCGGCGACGAUCCAAGGUCCGGAGCUUCCGGUGACGAUCCCCGUACCAGAGUCUCCACCGAAGAUGGCGGAUCCGCGAGCGGAGCGGGGUCUACGUCCCGCACCGGAGCCGCCACCGAGGCUAGAUUCCCACCCGGACCCUCCCCUAAUGAGUCAGGUUUUGCGGCCGGAGUCCACACCUUUGGGGGGGGGGGGUACUGUCACGCCCUGACCUUAAAGAUCCCUUUUAUUCUCUAUUUGGUUAGGUCAGGGUGUGAUUUGGGUGGGCAUUCUAGUUUUUCUAUUUCUUUGUUGGCCGGGUAUGGUUCCCAAUCAGGGGCAGCUGUCUAUCGUUGUCUCUGAUUGGGGAUCAUACUUAGGCAGCCUUUUUUCCACCUUAGUUUGUGGGAUCUUGGUUUUGUGUAGUGGCUUUGUAGCCUGCAGUACUUUACAUUCGUGUGUAUUAUUGUUGUUUGGUCUGUGUUCAUUUAUUGAAUUAAAAUGUUCGCCUACCACGCUGUACCUUGGUCCGAGCCAUCAAUCCACAAGCGUGACAAUAUGUUAGUUGUUGUUUUUUGUCAAUUUCAAUUCAUCCCAGAAUAAUUUCUUAGUCUGGCUGUGUGUUUGAAUGGGUAAAAUUCAUUGAAUGUCAAUUUGCCCGAUGGUUUGGAUAUCCGUUCAUCAUGAUCCAUUACACCUCAUAGCGCAACAUGCUUAAUACUAAUAUAGAAAUAUAAUUGUAUUUCUUAAAACAUGCAUACACCAUUGUGUGAAAGAAUCAUAAAGUAUACAAAUGUUGAAUUACCCACAAUUCUCUAAAAAAAUUAGCAUUUUUAAACCAUUGAUUGUAUGAUGCCUUUUACAUGCACUGAAACCCUAAGUGUUGUCACAACACUCUCUUAAAAACACCAAUAUUCGGGUUGAAGAACCACUUUAGGUGUUUCAGAGUACAUUCUGUCUAUUAAAACAAUUACAUUGGGUUUACAUUCAAACAUCCUCCAAACACCAGAUCUCAGUUUAGAUGCACUACUUUUCAUGGUUUCAUUACACAAUCAUGGUGUUUUGAGACUAUCUAUUUUUACAGUGUAUCUUAGCCACACACCCCUCCCCUUCUUCUUGUCUCAACAUUUUCAAUUAUACUCAAGACACUUUAUCUUCACACAUAAUUUAGAUGCAUUUCACUGACAGCCACAACUCAAACAGCCGCAACACAGGCCUAUUGCCACGCACGCAUCCCAAAUUGGCACUUCUCAAAUAGGCAAAGGCCUACGCACUUGCGAUUUGAAACAAUCCACAGCUAUAAAACAAAUUUAAAAAACGAAUGACCCUUUGUGGCUAAGUAUUUCUGGUGAAGUAUUUUGAAUUAUUUUAUUUAGACAGGAGUAACCUAUAUAAUUUUGGCAAAAUGUCAAUUUACUUUAGGGGAAGCCAGCACCUGCCAACAUUCCUUUCCAAUUCGCAAGUGGUUGAUACCAGAGAUCUGUAUAUAAUGAUGAGAUGCUCAUGUCUCCGCCCUAACAAUGGGAGUCGUUGUCCCAGAGGCGGGAAAGCAGGCGACAAGCUUAGGUCUGCAUAUUAAUGCCAUAGAAACGCUUAUUCUGGACAGAUUUUGGCGCGAGUGAGCCCUUUUGCUUCGCCUCUUCCACUCUGCUGAAAAUAUCUCACCGGAUAAAGCAUCCAAGCGAGCGAAACAGCAGCCCUCUGUCUUACUAUAUGUAACCCAUGUAUCUGACACUGUCUGGACAAAGAUAAUACGACAUGCCAUUUUUGCUUGCUCGGAUGCUUUAUCUGAGAUUGAUGCGUCUUUCUGUCGGCGUGCGUCUCGGUCAAAUAAAUGAUCCAUUUUCAAUAUUUUAUUUGGACGGGCAAGCAGGUACGAUAGGGCGGGCCAGGCCACUUAAAGCCCGCCCAUAAUGCCGACCCUGCUUUCUCCAUCUUGCUGUCUUUCUGUCUCUCUUUCACUGGUUAAUGAACAGAAAGAACAGUAAGUACUAACUAGUGUUUGCAUGCUUGGCAUUAUGUGUAUGUGUUGUGUGUCAACAUUACCAGUGUUUACUGAGAAUACGCAAACCACAUUCUUCAUUAAAUUUAGAAUAGCUCUCAGCAACUAAAUUAUGUCUUGUGCUGUGGUUCCAUUAUAUUCUACAUGGCCUGUUCACUAACAAAUCAUUUUUUCUGAAAUAACUUACCAAUAUUCGAGUGUACAUGACGAUCAUGGAAAGUCUACGUAUAGAGUGAAAUACAUUUUAAAAAAAAUGUACAUUCAUAAUAAGGGUAUAAUAAUAAAUCAACCCUUUAUAGUUCUGAUUUUGAAAACGUUGUCAUCUGUAACAAUUGCUAUUAUUUUGUAAAUAUAGCGUAUCAUUUCAAUUUAGAGGCAUAUGAAAUUGUGGUGUUCUGAAAAUGUUGUGUUUACCACUUAAUUGUCACAAUUUUCUAAAUGACUAGGCAUGGAAAUAAGCCUGGGGCUACGCAAGGGGCGUAGCUCACCUAUCAAAUGCCAGAGUGAAAAUUAUUAGCUUUUCAGUCAGACACUGGCUGCUGUUCAUAACUUAAUAACACAGAUCAAAUGUGCAGCUCACCACAUACUAAUAUACUAUCUGAAAUAAAAGUCGACUUUAUGUAGACAUUAGCCUUGUAUUGUUGUUCUAAUAAUACCUGACACUUUACACAUGAAUGGCAGUCAGUGGGGAUUUUCAGCCUGAUGGAUUUUUCACUGCGCUUCCCUCUUCUGUAUAUAAACUUUGGCCUCAUUUGGGUCACAGGGUUGUAGUGAAACCAUUUCUCCCUUUUGCUGGGAAGAUGUCGGACUCUCAAAAGCAUAUUUGGACGUCAAUGAAAUAUAGGCCCUAUAAUUAGUUUCAAAGUCAUGUGGGAAUAAAAACAAAGAAGUUGCUAUUUUGGACCAAGAGUCAAAGUGGCACUUGCGUCAGCAGUGAUUCAGUAAAGAGUGCAGCUUAUUUGUAUGUGGUUGUGGAUUUAUUUCACUGAGUACAGUAGCAUUUCAUAAGAUGUUGUUGCAGCAGCACUGUAUUUUAGCGAGGAAGCAUUUUAGUGUUAUAUUGCACCAUCGCUCUACAGUAUAUACCAAUGCCAGCUCAGAUUUAAAUAGUGCAUUAGGUUCAAAACAAGAUCGUACAGUAUGUGUAUGAAAGCUAUAAUUUCAAACUAUCAAUACAUCAUUAAGGUAGUAUUUAGGUUGAAUGUUAUUCUUCACUUUUAUACAGUGUUUUUUAUUCAUUGCUGCAUAAUCCCAGGGAAUCUGUCAGAUGAACGUCCCCUGCUGACGUGUUCUGCAGAUCCCGUGGCCACGCUGUCGAUGUGGAAUGUCAGAACCCAUUCUGAGGUGUCUAAUGACUUUUUCAAACGUGGUGUCCACGGAAUGAUAAUGAAGUGCUAGUUCUUAAUUGAAUUGUAGAAAUUUAGACAAAAUACUAUCAGACAUUAAGAGGAGCAUUGGACUGCAUCAAAAUAUCAAGUUGUCAGCUUGUAUCGCUGCUGAAUUCAUUGUGACUUUAAUGCCUCUGGGGUGAUGCUCAAUGACAGAAAUGAUGGAUUUUCCCCAGGGUGUGAUUUUAUGUCUGCCUCUGCCAAGAGAGCAAGCUUUUAUCCAAGGUAACUUAUGCAUUUGACCUGCACUCUAAAUCUCUGCCACUUUUUACAGCUGGCCAUUUAAACAGCUGUGUAUUCCUCUAGGGGUUUGAACCAGCAACCUUCAUAUUCAACCUUAAGUCAGGUCAGUGACCCCAAAAAAGCCAGAGCAGACCUAAUGCCUGUGUGUUAUUGUGAGGAGGUUUCCUUAUGUAACUACCAUCAGGGAACAUGAUCAGUGGCAUACAGGCUCAGAAUAAUAAAAUGAUUCCUCACAUUCCUCAACUUGACCUUGAGGCUCAUUUGAAGUCGAUAUACUGAAAGUGGGGGGGGCUUUCUGAUGUUUUUAAACUAGCACAGAUGUCCGCAGAUCCAUGUCAAACCAAUGGCAUCAGCUCAAAGACAAAUAUCUGAUGUAGUCAGAGGAGUUAACACACACGAUUCAUUGUGCCCCAGAAUUUUUUUUUGCACUAUAACCAAAUCACGCGUUAUAAAUUGUGAGUGAAUUGCAUUAUCAGUUUCUAAAUCAAGUGUCAACUCCCUCCAUCCAGGAUACACUGCUGUGCAAAUCAAACAAACUUCUAAAACCACUAUCUGGAAAUCGGUGAAUCUCAACCACAGUCAUCAUAAACGGCAUGUAACAUUUAUCUCCCAGUCUUCACAUCUGUAGCAUUUGAUCUGUGAAAUGUGCACCGCAAACAACGUGUUAUUACACAAUAUGCUCUCCUCUGAGUUACACUACCGUUCAAAAGUUUGGGGUCACUUAGACAUUUCCAGAAUAGAAAGAGGAGUUGGAGGACCCGGUGCACAACUGAGCAAGAGGACAAAUACAUUAGAGUGUCUAGUUUGAGAAACAGACGCCUCACAGGUCCUCAACUGGCAGCUUCAUUAAAUAGUACCCGCAAAACACCAGUCUCAACGUCAACAGUGAAGAGGCGACUCCGGGAUGCUGACCUAGGCAGAGUUGCAACUCCUCUUUCUAUUCUGGUUAGAGCAAGUUUGAGCUGUUCUGUGAAGGGAGUAGUACACAGCGUUGUAUGAGAUCUUCAGUUUCUUGGCAAUUUCUCGCAUGGAAUAGCCUUCAUUUCUCAGAACAAGAAUAGACUGAUGAGUUUCAGAAGAAAGUUAUUUGUUUCUGGCCAUUUUUAACCUGUAAUCGAACCCACAAUUGCUGAUGCUCCAGAUACUCAACUAGUUUCAAGAAGGCCAGUUGUAUUGCUUCUUUAAUCAGCACAACAGUUUCCAGCUGUGCUAACAUAAUUGCAAAAGGGUUUUCUAAUGAUCAAUUAGCCUUUUAAAAUGAUAAACUUGGAUUAGCAAACACAACGUGCCAUUGGAACACAGGACUGAUGGUUGCUGAUAAUGGGCCUCUGUACGCCUAUGUAGAUAUUCCAUAAAAAAUCUGCUGUUUCCAGCUACAAUAGCCAUUUACAACGUUAACAGUGUCUACACUGUAUUUCUGAUCAAUUUGAUGUUGUUUUAAUGGACAAAAAAUGUGCUUUCCUUUCGAAAACAAGGACAUUUCUAAGUGAACCAAACUUUUGAACGGUAGUGUACAUGCUGAAUGUCAUGAGCUUAUGGAUUGGGUUUCUAAAAAAGGCCCACAUUGAGGGCUCUAUUUGAACAAACCUAACUCAGUGGUAAAUCUAAGCGCAGACGGUAGCGCUAUAGGUUCAGGGGUGUGUCAGAAAUAUUUUUGCUAUUUUCACUAUUACAAUUAUCGGCGUACUUGUUGGCGUUGGCGCGAAAGGGCUGGGUUUUGAUGAAUAAACAAGUUGUGGGUGUUUCAUGGCGAAAUAUGUGGUUGCUUCAAGUUGUGUAUUUACGUUCUUUUGUGUUGCCUUGGAAUCAACUCCAAUUCCAAUGUUAGUCCGUUAUAGUUUGUUAAAUGGCUUACAGAAACGAAAUAACAAAAUGUAGACCUAUCUUUGAUAAAUAGUUAACUUGAACCCAGUCCACAUUGUUCUAAGUAAUUGCAUGGCUUCAAUAGCAUUCACACUGAUAUAGGGUCUAGGCCUACUGUGAAUUGCAUUAUCGCUGAGCAUGGACAUGCCAAACAUUCUCAAUAAGCAAGAUUAAGUUCAUUAUUGAUAAGGCCUAAAAAGAGAACAAAUAAUUAUAAUCAAAUUCUAAACAAAAUGAAGCAACAACUUGUUUUAAGUAAGCUAUGUCACACUUACAGGCAACAUAAUUUCUCCCCGUGGGCAUUUAAUAUAAAAAAAUACACAGACUAUGGAGGGUUUUACGCACAUCCAAACUUUUAGUAGCUGGACAAAGAUCCAAUAUAAAGAGAAAGGGAGAAUGUCCACUCACCGUUAUACUGCUCCCAAAUAGGCCUAUGUUUUAUGAACAUAAUCGGAACCAUCUUACAGAUCAGAUCACAUUCACACACCAGAAGUUGCAACCAAUUUUUACAGGUUACAGAUAACUUCUAAAUACGAGGUUCAUCGGUAUUAUGGUUCUCAUUUCUUGUUUCAAGAUGGGCAUGGACACAUAGCCUACAUCAAGGAGGGGGUUUUACGCAGGUCCUAAACGCAACUCCUCUCAAACUUGAUAUUUGAAUAAAGCUUUGGUGAUUAAGAUUUAUUUCCUAGCGGUCUCAGGAGCCAAACCCUUUAUCGACAGUCUUGACUACUUUGCGAUUGCAUUGGGCAGACAAAAAAAAGCCUUAAUUGAGAGGAGGGGAGGCUAUGCUUGGUUUUUUAUCAAAUAAAACUAAAUGGAGAAAAACAGUAUACAGGCAUCAAAAGCACAUUAGGCUACUCUUGUUCUAUGCGCAAAUGGGCAGUGUGCGUCACGGCUGGAUAGGCUGCGUUUCCGCUGUCAACAUUCAUACUACAACCAACUGCGUUACCGCGAAAACCAGCUUUUGGUUGGUUUUAAUUAUCCCCAUCAGCGCUGCCAGAAAUUAGCACAUUGGAUCAUGUUUCUAAGGACACACCUCAAAUAUUUCCACCCUGUCAAUCUGAGCGCAACGAGCUGAUAUAAGACAGGUACAGUGAGGGGAAAAAAGUAUUUGAUCCCCUACUGAUUUUGUACAUUUGCCCACUGACAAAGAAAUGAUCAGUCUAUAAUUUUAACGGUAGGUUUAUUUGAACAGUGAGAGACAGAAUAACAACAAAAAAAUCCAGACAAACGCAUGUCAAAAAUGUUAUAAAUUGAUUUGCAUUUUAAUGAGGGAAAUAAGUAUUUGACCCCCUCUCAAUCAGAAAGAUUUCUGGCUCCCAGGUGUCUUUUAUACAGGUAACGAGCUGAGAUUAGGAGCACACUCUUAAAGGGAGUGCUCCUAAUCUCAGCUUGUUACCUGUAUAAAAGACACCUGUCCACAGAAGCAAUCAAUCAAUCAGAUUCCAAACUCUCCACCAUGGCCAAGACCAAAGAGCUCUCCAAGGAUGUCAGGGACAAGAUUAUAGACCUACACAAGGCUGGAAUGGGCUACAAGACCAUCGCCAAGCAGCUUGGUGAGAAGGUGACAACAGUUGGUGCGAUUAUUCGCAAAUGGAAGAAACACAAAAUAACUGUCAAUCUCCCUCGGCCUGGGGCUCCAUGCAAGAUCUCACCUCGUGGAGUUGCAAUGAUCAUGAGAACGGUGAGGAAUCAGCCCAGAACUACACGGGAGGAUCUUGUCAAUGAUCUCAAGGCAGCUGGGACCAUAGUCACCAAGAAAACAAUUGGUAACACACUACGCCGUGAAGGACUGAAAUCCUGCAGCGCCCGCAAGGUCCCCCUGCUCAAGAAAGCACAUAUACAGGGCCGUCUGAAGUUUGCCAAUGAACAUCUGAAUGAUUCAGAGGAGAACUGGGUGAAAGUGUUGUGGUCAGAUGAGACCAAAAUCGAGCUCUUUGGCAUCAACUCAACUCGCCGUGUUUGGAGGAGGAGGAAUGCUGCCUAUGACCCCAAGAACACCAUCCCCACCGUCAAACAUGGAGGUGGAAACAUUAUGCUUUGGGGGUGUUUUUCUGCUAAGGGGACAGGACAACUUCACCGCAUCAAAGGGACGAUGGACGGGGCCAUGUACCGUCAAAUCUUGGCUGAGAACCUCCUUCCCUCAGCCAGGGCAUUGAAAAUGGGUUGUGGAUGAGUAUUCCAGCAUGACAAUGACCCAAAACACACGGCCAAGGCAAGAAAGGAGUGGCUCAAGACCUUAAUCCCAUAGAAAAUCUGUGGAGGGAGCUGAAGGUUCGAGUUGCCAAACGUCAGGCUCGAAACCUUAAUGACUUGGAGAAGAUCUGCAAAGAGGAGUGGGACAAAAUCCCUCCUGAGAUGUGUGCAAACUGGUGGCCAACUACAAGAAACGUCUGACCUCUGUGAUUGCCAACAAGGGUUUUGCCACCAAGUACUAAGUCAUGUUUUGCAGAGGGGUCAAAUACUUAUUUCCCUCAUUAAAAUGCAAAUCAAUUUAUAACAUAUUUGACAUGCGUUUAUCUGGAUUUUUUUGUUGCUAUUCUGUCUCUCACUGUUCAAAUAAACCUACCAUUAAAAUUAUAGACUGAUCAUGUCUUUGUCAGUGGGCAAACGUACAAAAUCUGCAGGGGAUCAAAUACUUUUUUCCCUCACUGUAAAUGGCCGAACCUGGCGUUAGGGCUGGAAAAUGCGCCAGUUUUUACAUGAUGAAAUUGCAAACUAAUGUGCGUUUGACACUAGUGCCACCUUAACGCCAGCUGAAAAAAAGAGCCCUGAGAGUAUUAUUUAGGCACUUUUUCCUACAUAGGCCUGUUUUAGAUAUAUAAUCUCUUGUUUAAACUGAUGUCACAUGGUGAAAAACAAAUCUCAAUGAGGUAGAGCUCAGGUCAGCUUGUUUGUAUUAACAUUCAUGAGUCAUCCAUUACGCAAAGGAUUGGACUUCAGGGUAUUGUAAGACUUCAACUUUAUAGAGGGAGAGAAAGAAAGAAAAGAAAAAGAAAAUACAGUGCACUGUCCUGUAUUACAGUCAGGCCAAGUAUUGUGAAAACUUGCAGUUGCCAAGCUGAUUACAGAACAUGGUGUCAUUUUCCUUGCCUUUUUUCCUGCCUGUUUUGGAAAGAAUGUGAAGUGAAAGGUCAUUGAGUCACUAUAGCAUUCACCAACUGUAAUUACUUCCUCCUCGAUUUCAUUGGGCUUUGUUUUUGUAACAUUUUCUUUCUUCAAACCAUGAUGAGAAUUUGAUCCGGCAAAAGAUUAUUCCCCUGGCUGCCUCUAACCUUGGACGUGAUUUAAUUGUCAUUGCACACGGAAUGUCGCUCUGAACUACUUGACUUAACCUGGCUCAAAUCGAGUGCCUCGUCUCUCCUUUUAGUUUAUCAUUGUUAUUGUUACUGAGGAAGGCAGUCUGCCAAGAUGUUACAGUACAGUUGGUGGUUGACAUAAAAUGUGGCCGUAGAAAGACUUUGGAGGUUUUCAAAUACUUUGUGUACUGUGGAAUUAUCUGCCUACCUCUAACAAAGGAGUCCAAUCAGACAGGUUUAUGUGUUUUAUAACUGACAAUGUUAAAGAUCUCAAAUCAGCGAGUUACAAGGAAACUAAGAAUGGAAAUAAUGAUUAGAUCAGUGUAUGUGUUGUGCAACAACAUUACCUAAUGUUCUCAUGGAUUUAACUUUAGAGGAUUGGAAUUGUUAUUCAGAUGUUUACAUAGUUUUUAUGCUACACUCCUGUGACCUAGAAAAUAAAUGUUUAUUUGCUAAAUGCUUAUUACACAAAUAAUCCAGAAGAAUUAGCUUGCUUAUCUUCCUUCCCUAGGCCCUGUGUGUGGUUGUGUCUUCCAUUCCCCAGAAACAUUGUCACUAGGAUACUAACCAGCAUGUGUUUUGUCCCCAUACUCUCAGCCCCUAACCUGAAGGGUCGGCCACGGAAGAAGAAACUGUCAGUGUCCCAGCGAAGGGACUCCCAGGGCCACAGUCAGGGGCCUCAGGGACCCCAAGAACCCAGCACCCCAGAGAACAAGUCUCCCACCAAGGUACACCACUCACGUAACAUUUUAUUUAAUAGCGGACAUGCAUAAAGAUGGUGGCCCCCACGUACUUACCACAAAUACCUAUUUUGCUAAGUUCGUAUUGUAUCUGCAUUAGCACAGUAAACUUGAUCCCAAUUCUAGUUCCAAGACGGCAAAAAAAAGAAAAGUAGAUUAUGCUGAUUUAUUUGCACAUUAAACCAUCUCACAAGCCGUAGUUUAAAACAAUGACAUCAUAUCUGAAUUCCUCCAUCUUUGUGUGCCUUCGCCUUUCACUUCACUUUAUUUCACUUUGGUUUAAUAAAACAUUUAAAGGUCGCAAUUUAUAUGGGGUGAUAUGAUAAUCCUUUUGACAGAAUCAUGCAUUCAUUAAAUAGCCCCCACUUCACGUUGAGUGUUAAAUCUUUCAACUCCCACUCUUAUAUUUCCUACAGGUAAAACCUAACUGCAAGGUAACAGUUCCCACCAGCAAGGGCACAACGGCCAAACCCAGGAUCUGUAAAAAGGCAUCUGUGGAGGAGAAGGUGGAGAGGGAGGAGAAGCAGGAGAAGGAGGAGAAAGAAGAGGAUGAGGAAUCAUCAAAGGAAAGUGGUGCAGACGAGCAGGCCUUCCUAGUAGCCCUAUACAAGUACAUGAAAGAGAGGGACACACCUAUCGAUAGGAUCCCCUUCCUGGGGUUUAAGCAGAGUGAGUGAAAUAUCUUUCUUUUAUAUUCAUAUAAGCUUCGAAUAUAGGAUAUACAGUGCCUUGCAAAAGUAUUCAUCCCCCUUGGCGUUUUUCCUAUUUUGUUGCAUUACAACCUGUAAUUUAAAUGGAUUUUUUAUUUGGAUUUCAUGUAAUGGACAUACACAAAAUAGUCAAAAUUGGUGAAGUGAAAUGAAACAAAUAACUUGUUAAAAAAAUUCUACUAAAUAAAUAAAGGAACAGUGGUGCUUGAAUAUGUAUUCACCCCCUUUGCUAUGAAGCCCCUAAAUAAGAUCUGGUGCAACCAAUUACUUCAGAAGUCACAUAAUUAGUUAGAUUGCACACAGGUGGACUUUAUUUAAGUGUCACAUGAUCUGUCACAUGAUCUCAGUAUAUAUACACCUGUUCUGAAAGGCCCCAAAGGGGGGGGGUGAAUAGUUAUGCAUGCUCAAGUUUUGUAUUUAUUUUUUAUUUGUUGUUUGUUUCAAAAUAAAAAAUAUUUUGCAUCUUUCAAAGUGGUAGGCAUGUUGUGUAAAUCAAAUGAUACAAACCUCCCAAAAAUCCAUUUUAAUUCCAGGUUGUAAGGCAACAAAUUCUGAAAAAUGCCAAGGGGGGUGAAUACUUUCGCAAGCCACUGUAUAAUCUUCCCACACCAGGUCCUGUCAAAAGCAUCAUAUGUGGGUCCAUAUCGCUUCUUCUUACACUGUCAGAGCGUCGCAUGUAUGGGAAACACAUCUCGCUCAGAUCAAACGCUUCUCAUGUAGGUCAUUUGUUUCACUUCACAACAAUGAGGUUUCACAUGCUAGGGAAGAUUAUGUCUUAUAUAGAGAACCAUACAAGAACCGUCAUUCAAUAUUCUUUCUCGGCACAACCAUGCGUCAUUGUGGUUAAAUUAACUCUAUACGAAAAGACGUGAGCUGUUUUACAUGUUAGUCUCUCUAUACAAAUGUAAGCUGUGGUUCACAAUUAACACCAUGUAUGUAUUUGGAAAGAGAUGUCAUCUUCACACCAAAGAUGCUGUUCUUAAGUAGGCCAAUGUGGUUGAGAUGAUAGUGACUCAGUAUGCAUGCAUACUGUAGUUACUGAGUCUACAGCAAAGCAUCGGUUGUAUCGAGGCAUAACGCCAACUGUUUUACAUGCAGUACAUGUUCUGAAUUACAAACCAAGCAAGACUCUUCUCAUUAAAGCCUCCAAUAAUGCAGUUUAUACUCGUCCUUGGCAACUUGACUGUUUAAAAAAACAUAACUACUACAAAAUAUGCUCAGACGCAAUCAGCUUUCAUUAUUCCUUUCAGUCACUGCAAUAGCCUCAAGUAUCAAAGCAAAACUUUCCUGUUAUGGAAAUUGUGUUUUUGGUAUUUGCUUUCAUGAGUGGUCUAUAAUUAAGCCAACAACUGUUUUAAAAGCACUGGAUUGUCGAACAGUAAUACACAUGUAUUCCUGUCCUCUUUCAAUGUGCCUCUUACACGCUUUGUGUGAUUGUUAACAGAAGCCAUAUAAUUACAUCUUCUUCUUUAAACCAUUGGCUCUGAAAUGCACACAGAGCUACCAAUUCCACUUCCUCUAAAGCACAAUCUAUCCCUUUUUAUUUGAAUGGCAUAUUCUACACAGUGCAAGGCUAUAGCUCCGGCUCAAAGUUUGUUAUCUGUUCCACCAGAAAGGAAGCUUCUUUGGGUCUUCUUUGCCUUCUAUUUAGCUUUAGCAGUGUGCCUGCUCGCUGCACAGGACGUAAGAUAAAUGAACUUCAGAGGAAGAAAAGCCACAUGACAAAAAUAGGUUUCAUUAUCUUCCAUUCACUUGGGUAAACAACUAUUCCCAGUGUUGGUACCACAUUCUGAAUGUGCAAUGGAAGUAUUAGGGGGAAAUGGUGCAAUGAGGGGGCUGGGAGGGUGUGUCAGUGUUGGUACAGUUUGACAUUACAUUGCACAUUUUAAAUGGCAUUGGUCGCAAAUAGGAGAAUGAGUUAGGGAAUUGGUAUGCGUGUGUUGGGCGGGGGAGGUGAUGCACAUUAUUUCAGGCUGCCUUUAGAGAGGUUAUUUUUGCCUUGUUUAUAAUUUACCUGUUUGAACGGGUCUGUUUUAGUCUACAUUGUGUUUAGUCUGUUUUGCAAUCCUUAUCUCUGUGAUAAUUGCCCUGUUGAAUAGAGUGAAUUAGAGAAAAAACAGGCAGCAAAUAAUCUAAGAAAGAAGUAUUCUCUUAUUUUCUUUCUCUUUUCUGUCCUUCCUAAUUCUGCUCGCUAUUGUGGUAAUUACAGUCUAUGCAUAACAACCCCAUUAAUAGGCCAUAGCUGCUAUCCAGUUGAAAACACAAUGCCACUCUGCAGUUCAAAUAGAACCCACUCAGCUUCCUUUGUUAUUCUGCCUGUUCAUUGACAACAGCCACGGAAGAGGAGAAAGGAAAAAUCAAUGCUGUCAAAUGCAGAGAUAGGAAAAUGUCAUUUUGAAAAAUGCAAGCCUUUGUGUACGCAAAGAUUGAAUUUUGAUGGAUUUCUCCCCAGGCGAGCCUUCCUUAUUUAUAGGUCUUCAUAUAAAAAUGAUGUUACAAUGAUGUAACAGAAAGCAGAUACAAAUGACAUUGUUUGGAAAAUCGCACAAUAAAGUGGGUUCAUUGUUUGCGGGGAAAAAACUGUCAGAGAUGGAAUGAUUUCAAGCUGAAAGGGUCUUUGUUGGAUUUUUAUCACCUGCCUAAUCACUAUGCUACACAACCCCUCUAAUCCAUGUGAUAUCAUCUGUCAUUGGAUCUUUGCAUGUAAAAUUCUAUGCAAAAUGGCAUUGGCAUUUGUGCCAACAUUGGUAACAAGUGCUAACAUGUCAAGUAAUACUUGAUGCUCAUAAUGGUGUUUAUUUAAAUCCCCUUCAGCUGAAGUGUUACAGAGCUAGCUAGGUGGCAGGCUGUAUCUACAGUACUUUAUGUAGUACAGUGCAUUCGGAAAGUUUUUUCACUUUUUCCACAUUUUGUUAUGUUACAGCCUUAUUCUAAAAUAUAUGUUUUUUUCUCAUCAAUCUACACACAAUACCCCAUAAUGACAAAGCGAAAACAGGUUUUUAUAAAUUUUUGCAAAUGUAUUACAAAUAAAUAACAGAAAUACCUUAUUCACAUAGAUAUUCAGUUCAUUUUCUAUGAGACUCGAAAUUGAGCUCAGGUGCAUCCUGUUUCCAUUAAUCAUCCUUGAGAUGUUUCUACAACUUGAUUGGAGUCCACCUGUGGUAAAUUCAAUUGAUUAGACUUGAUUUGGAAAGGCACACACCUGUCUAUAUAAGGUCCCACAGUUGACAGUCCAUGUCAGAGCAAAAACCAAGCCAUGAGGUUGAAGGAAUUGUCUGUAGAGCUCUGAGACAGGAUUGUGUUGAGGCACAGAUCUGGGAAGGGUACCAAAACAUUUCUGCAGCAUUGAAGGUCCCCAAUAACACAGUGGCCUCCAUCAUUCUUAAAUAUAAGAAGUUUGGAACCACCAAGACUCUUCCUAGAGCUGGCCGCCCGGAAAAACUGAGCAAUCGGGGGAGAAAGGACUUGGUCAGGGAGGUGACCAAGAACCCGAUGGUCACUCUGACAGAGCUCCAGAGUUCAUCUGUGGAGAUGGGAGAACACCACCAAUCAGGCCUUUAUGGUAGAGUGGCCAGACGGAAGCCACUCCUCAGUAAAAGGCACAUGAAAGCCCACUUGGAGUUUGCCAAAAGGCACCUACAGGACUCUCAGACCAUGAGAAACAAGAUUCUCUGGUCUGAUGAAACCAAGAUUGAACACUUUGGCCUGAAUGCCAAGCAUCACGUCUGGAGGAAACCAGGCACCGCUCAUCAUCUGGCCAAUACCAUCCCUACGGUGAAGCGUGGUGGCAGCAGCAUCAUGCUGUGGGGAUGUUUUUCAGCGGCAGGGACUGAGAGACUAGUCAGGAUCGAGGGAAAGAUGAAUGGAGCAAAGUACAGAGAGACCCUUGAUGAAAACCUGCUCAGGACCUCAGACUGGGGCGAAGGUUCACCUUCCAGCAGGACAACGACCCUAAGCACACGGCCAAGACAACGCAGGAGUGGCUUCGGGUCAAGUCUCUGAAUGUCCUUGAGUGGCUCAGUCAGAGCCCGGACUUGAACCCGAUCCAACAUCUCUGAAGAGACCUGAAAAUAGAUGUGCAGCGACGCUCCCCAUCCAACCUGACAGAGCUUGAGAGGAUCUGCAGAGACGAAUGGCAGAAACUCCCCAAAUACAGGUGUGCCAAGCUUGUAGAGUCAUACCCAAGAAGACUCAAGUCUGUAAUCGCUGCCAAAGGUGCUUCAACAAAGUACUGAGUAAAGGGUCUGAGUACUUAUGGAAAUGUCAUAUUUCCGUUUUGUUUUUUUAUAUACAUUAGCAAAAAUAUCUAAAAACCAGUUUGUGCUUUGUCAUUAUGGGGUAUUGUGUGUAGAUUGCUAAAGAUAAAAACGAUUUCAUAAAUUUUUGAAUAAGGCUGUAACGUAAGAAAAUGUGGAAAAAGUGAAGGUCUGAAUACUUUCCGAAUGUACUGUAUGUGACAGUAUCUUUGUAUUUGUUGAUCUGACUGAAUACCAUUGAUCUCCCUGUUUGUUGUCCCUCUAACAGUAAACCUUUGGACUAUGUUUCAAGCUGCUCAGAAACUCGGAGGAUAUGAGUUGGUAAGUGUUUGCAUAUGUCCUGCACCAUACUUCACAAUCUUGGUCAGGCCCACAUUUCGCAAAAUGAUACCGUUGUUGUAAACCCCCUCUAAGUGGAAAACACAUGUUACCCUCCCAUGUCAAGGAAAUUUGUGACGUCUGUCAUUUUCUUCCCAUGUUGAGGCGCUAAAAUAAAGCUGACUAUUAUACACAGUGAGACAGCAGAGCAGGGACCUUUCACUUGGCAGCCUACCUCACAUUUGUUCAGUACUAAUUUGGGAAGUGUUUCCAAAAUGUGUGUUUUGAUGUGAAGUGUAAAUGCAUUGUGAAUGUUGGUUAGUUCAUUAGUUACAUAUAGUCAUACAGAGAGACGAGCCGGCAAAAUAUAAACAGGAAACUAGUCAUGUAAUCGGGAUGUGUUUCCUUUUAAAGCCUUUUUAUCUGCAGAUGAUUAUCAAUAUUUCAUGCCUGCUGCUGUCUUUGUGAGCAGGAAGCCAUGUGGUUGGUUUGUGUAGUUACAGUAUGUAUCUAAUGGUAUAACUCAUCACUCUUAAGCCUUCCGCAUGCUUCGGUUCGAACGAAUGAGUGUGCUCACAUACUCCUUUAAAAGACCUUCGCUUGAAAAUGAGAAAAAAGCAGCAAUAGGUGUUUGUCCAUCUUGAGACGCCUUAGUACUUCCUCAAAAUAGUCAGAAUAAAUCUAAGAUAACUCAAGAAAUCUGUCGUUAAUUUUGACGUUUUUGCCGAGGUGCUCUUAGUCGCGCAAUUUUGCAUCUAAGUAACGUCAUUGGUUCAUUAUUUCUCAAGUGAAAAAAAUUGCAUGGAAACGAUUGGUCUCUUGUUGAAUGACAACAAGCACUUCAUUGAAGAAUCCAUAUUGUUGACCAAUCACCGACAAAGGUGUGUAGACUUUGGCUACCGACUUCGGUUUACGACUUCGGCUUGCCUCAAGUUUUUUGUGUGCAUGAACAGCCGAAAAAAAUCUUGCUGAAGACCAAAACGAACAAAAACGUCAGAAAAUGUCAUCAUAAUAUAUGCACGAACUGUUCCGGAUUGUUUCGGAUGGGAAGAAUGUGGACGUCUUUAAUGAACUCUACCACUGUACUGUACUUUUCCCUGUUUUGCCCAUGCUGUGGUAGAGACGGCGGUAGCCAGCUACAGCUGGUGGCAUGUUAUGGAGAUGGUUUUGCAUUAGAGAGUGGUGAUUAGAUUUGAUGUAUUUUAUUUCAGUGUCAUACACCAAUUGGUGCCCAGCCAAUAUGGGCUUAAAAUACACAAUUCUUUAUGGUCUCUGUGGCACACUUCAUAACUUUGUUAGUAUUAACCACUCACACUGGGAAAAUUACUAGUAUCUAUAAAGAUGUUAUCACAGCAUUAUAUACAGCAUCAUUAAAAUCACUUUCUUUCUUACUCUCUCUCUCUCAGAUCACAGUUCGCAGACAGUGGAAAAAUGUAUAUGAUGAGCUGGGUGGAAACCCAGGAAGCACAAGUGCCGCUACAUGCACACGAAGACACUACGAGAGGUGAGUUAUUAACAAAGCCCUGUCCCAUUUUCCUAAUGCAGUGGAGGAAGAGGAAUGCUACUCUCAGCCCCAGUAUCAGGUGUAUGUAAACCCUGUUUAGGGAAGUAAGGCUUCCUUCCUAUUCCUGAAAUGAUGUCCUUAGCCAUGUCCGCAGACUCUCUCACCCUGCUGCUCCAUGCAUACUAACACAGAGCACAGCUAUAUUCACCAAACCAGUCACACUUCUCUCUCUAACCAGCCUUUUCUAUUGAGAGGGUCUGAACCAAAGCAAACAGCAAACGGAUAUGAUCCUGGGGAGCCUUGAGGAUAUUAUGCAUGCACACACAUAUUUUCAAGGUUAAACAAAUGGCAAAUGCUGUGUGCUUAAUACGAGAACCUCUCUUUCAUAAAUCUUUCCUGUUACGGCUAGCCAUCUCUGAACCCCCCUCGGGCUGAUAUUUUCAUGCCUAAGCAAUGCUAUGGAACAGAUGUACGUGUCAAAGAGGGCAUGCAGAGCAAUAUUGUGCAUGCAUAUAAUGAGUAUGUGUAUAGAUCUAAGCAAUUACAAACAGUCAGGCCGAAUUGCUCAGUCAAUAUGUGUAGGUUUAUCUAUGCUCUAUGUACGAGUGCAUACAAAAUUGGAUACUUGAAUAUGGUUGAGCAGUUAGAUUAUACCAAAUAGCACUGCAGCUUAAUUAAACUUCCUGAGCAGCCAGAAGGGACUGUAUUUGCUCUGCCUUUUAAAUGCCCUUUCACAACCCUGCAUGAGUAGGAGGACUGGUAUAGACAGUGUCAGCACAGGGGGUUGGGGGGGACCAGUGAGGUGUGACUGCUGCGCUGGCCUUUCUCAAUACAGCCACAGAAAGCUGAGAAAUUGUGCUGAAUCAAUACAAACCAAUAAUAUCCCCACUGCAGUGAAUAUCACCCUGUCAGAAAGAGAGCGGGAAAUCUCAGCUGAACACAAACAGGCCAGGGGAGGAGAAUUUUAGCUGAGGCUCACUAUUCCAGCAGCUAGGAGGGCAAUUAACUUCAUUGUAUUAGCUCAGCAAACAAAGCUAUUCUCUCUCCCUUGGAAGUGUAUGAUAAAUGACCCUGUUUGUUGAUUUGGUGAAGUAUAUGUUUGGUCCCUGGUGGCGUUUUUGUUUUCCCUUAAUGAUUACUCAGCAUUGAGAACACAAUAAGUAAUUUUAAACUAGAGCAUGCAACAUUUAUCCUAACAUCUUUUGAUUUACCCCCCUAAGUUACAAGUAGUGGAAACAUUUGGUUGUAAUUGCACUAUAUUAACUGAACAUGCUGAUCUUGGUCUUUUGUUUGGGACUUUGAAUGUCCUCAAGCCCUGACUGUAAUUUGAAAUGAUCCACAUUAUCCAUUUACCUCUUUAAUGGAAGUCAUCUGAAACGGUUGCCUUGGAGACAUUAUUUUGAAUGAUAGAGAUCGAAAUAAUGACUGUAUUUAUGGUGUUGAGCAGCAGGCAGUAGAGAACACAGAAUGAACAGAACAAAAGAUAACCUGAGGUACUUGUCAUUUGGAAAGUUGCUCAUUGCAGCCAUUCUACUGUGCAUUAGCUUAAAGGGAACAAUCUAUAAUUAACGUCCAACCCAAGGUCUAAAGCUCCAGCUGGGAAAGCUUUAAUGAUAUUUAUUUAAACCGUUUCCCAAGAUUAGCUGUCAGAGCUCUGCUCCCUGAAUUAAAAAUGAGGUCAUGAAAAGAUGGCAUCAAUAACCUUGAAAUAGACUGCUGCAUUCUCUCCCUGCAUGCCGCUUCAUGCUGAUUCGUUGAUUAUACAGGUCAUGCCUUUUUGCUGCCGUUAGUUAUUUAAGCUCUCACUUUGUGUGAGCUGCUACUGCUACAGAAACAUGACAUGUAUACCAUACAUGUUGUCACUCUGAUAGUUCCUAUGUUAAUGCAGAUGUAAUGCCUGCCAUGCAUAGGAAUUUGUAUGUAAUUGCAGGGGGGAAUAUCCAUGGCAACAGUGGAGGCAAUUGAGAAUAUUUAUCUCAGAGGUUGUACAGAGUAUAACAAAGAACAAUCAAUUUCACUCAUAUUAGUUAAUAUACCAGCUAAUGUCAGUUAUUUAUCUUAUGAAUACCACAUGUACACACUAGUGUGAAUAUUUAUUUGGUUUGGAUACAGGGUUAGUUUCUAUUGGAUACAUUGCAGAUUAUAUUAUUGAUUAUUGUAUGCAUUCCUCCAGGUAUUGGUGUGCCUCUGCACUCACUCAAACUGCACCUCAAAUUGAAAAUGCAUCCCACAGUGUAUAGGCUCAUGACAAAUUGGAACAACUUGGCCAGUCGCCACCCCGUGGAUCGUGUUAGAGUAGACUAAAUCCUAAACACAGCUCUUACUCGGUGUUGCUUCUUGUUCCUCUAUGCAACACUCAAGUCUCUUUGUUACAAAUCUAACAACAUGAGUUUAAAAAAAGCACAUUGCUGUAAGAGCCUAAAAUGACUAGCUAUAGGAAAAAACUACUGGACAGAUUACAGCUGUGAUAGCAUUUAAAUGAAUGCCGUUUGAUUGCUCUCUCUCAUUCACCUGACAACAAAGAAAUAACUAACCCACAUGAAAUAUACUAGGCUUUUAAACCUGGUGUUUGCAUUUAGGGGCUUGCAAAAUGUGUCAUACUUGCAGAGUUAGACAUUUGGAAAUACUGAUAAGUCACAGUAUUAUUUAAAAAUUAUUGCCUUUGGCUUAGGAACAGUUAAUGUGAUUGUUGUUGAUAUAUAAUGAUGAACAGACUAUUUUCACUAUUAUAAAUCUGUUCCUAAUGUUGAGAUUGGAUCAAAGAACAUAAUAUAAGAGUGUCUGCUAAAUGACGUAAAUGUAAAUAAUGUUCUACACAGUGAACAACAGACAUAAUAUCUAGUAGUUAAUACAAACACUUACCAUCCAUUGCUCAACACCUGUCAUGAUUAAGGUUAGCUGUGUGCAGUUGAAUAUGGUUUAGCCUUGGGGGAAUGGUAAAGGUCAUUUUUAGAUCUGUUAUUUCCAGACUCGACAAAAGGCCCUUCACUGCCCUGUUUAACUGCGUGAAGCAGGAUCACUUGAAGUGGUUGACUUUCGACAAAAGAGAGGCUUUGAAGCCAAGUCUUUCCAAAACUGAGGGAACAAUGUCUGUUUAUCCCGCUCUGACUCGGCUCUGAAGAUUGGUAUUUGCUUUUGUACAGACAGGAGUUAUUGUUUUGCCAGUUCUUUGAAGCCGCCUAAUCAUAACAGUUGGUGAUGAAUAUGGAUUUGAUGUUAUGCUGCUUCUCUUCAAGAGGUUGUAUUAAAACUAUCCCAAAAUAGUGUUCAGUUAACGCAUUAAGUAAACCUCUGAACUAAAUAGAACGCCAGCUCAAAUUAAUUUCAGCACCAGGAAAAGUGCUGAAUGGAAUAGCUUGCAGUGGUUUUCUACUGCUUUGGUGACUUAGGCAUUUCUUGGAUUCCACAGGUCAAUCCCCUUUAACUCAGAUGACAGACCAGUUUAUUGUUGAUAAAAAUGUAUUUCCUUGUUUGGCAUGUAAGUCCAUUAUUUUAAUGGGACGGACAUGUUUAAUUGACUAUGUCACUGAAUUACAAUUGUAUUGAUUUCCAAAGAAUCUUACAACAAUACAUUAUAUUAAGAAAUGUCUUUAGUCUAAUUACAUUCCAAUAUGCAAGAGAAAUCCCUGUCUCUUUUGCCUAUUUAACUUUUCAAUGUUUUAUUAGUGGAUCGGUUACGUACUCAAAUGUACCAUGAACAUCAUAGAAAAUAGCUGCUCAUGUAAAGGCUCAAUGAUGAAUAGCCAUGAGCGGAAGUUAAGUAUUUAUUGACCUCACAAAAAUGUAAGCUCUCCUUCCCUCAUUGAGUUAUUCCCUCAUUGACUUUUCCAUGUCAUGUUGUGCUCCUUCCGCCCUCUAGUGUGCAGGAAAGUAUGUUGCAUUUGAUUUUGAUAUUUUGAAAUUGCCUGUGAUAUUCAUAACUAGAAGUGUUUCUCAGAGAGGAAUUUCCUUCUUUGAACUCCUCCAAGGAUUUAUAUAAGAAAGCCCUAUAUUUACAUAAAUGUAGCCUAUUACUGUGCAAAGAGCCUCCAUGCUGCCUUCACAUGUGGACUGAAUUCCUUUCAUGGCCUCUCGAUUGCACACUCUCCCCGGCCCCCUGCUUUCAGGAAAUUACUACUUACAUAAGUCAUAUUGUAUUAUCAUUGCUGUAUUAUGUGAUCAGGAGAAUGUUAUAUGCUCUCCCUGUACUUAUUCUCUGUCUUUUACAGAGUCACUGGGUGCUAUUUAUAAUGACUUUUCAUAGUUAACUGUUCAGCAACAGAGAAGAAGAAAAUAAUCAAGCACCCUGCCGUGCUAAAAGAACAUUGUUACUUUUUGUUAAUUUAAUAAAUAAUAAUAAAUAAAAUAAAAGACUGUCUGGAAUAUUGAGUUUAACAAUUGGUGUGAUGUAACAUGGAUUUUAAGGAGAAUGUUCCACUGAGGUGUGACAACCACACCAGUAUGGACGGUACUCCCAUCAAAGUUGCCCUGCCCUAUAUCAAAAUUGAAUUUCAUCAUGAGGGGUCUGCAUACCCACAUCCAUAUCCCCAAGGGGUGAAUUGAUCUGAUAGAACUGUGGAACUGUUCGUCUGUAGCCUAGCUCCUAAAACUCAAUGCAGGAUUAUUUCAUUCUCAUCCAUGUCUGCCGAUAGAUACUGAUUUGUAAUUGGUAUUGCUAGACGCCAAACUCAGCAUGGUAUUCAUUCUUACAGCAGAUGGUACAGUAUCUUUGCAGAUUUGAAAUGUAAGUGUAUAUGAAAUUGCUCACUAUUUUCUUUACUCUAUUUAUACAGUAAGUCACGUCGAGUUCACCACAUUAUUUCUCAAUGGUGCAGUGGUUUAUGGUGAAUACUUUUUUCACUCCAUUAACAUCUGUCUUUCUACUCUCUCUCUGUCUCUUUUCUCCUUCUCUCUCUUUCAAAUAAGUCACAUUUAAUCGUACAUUUCCUUUCUUGGCCUGGGGCCCGGUGCCAGCUGUAUGAAAUUGAGUUUUUCUGCUGCCAGCAGUUUGGUUCUGAGAAUAAGAAAAAAUAUCCCACUGAGCCGCUUGAACCAAUGCAGCCGUUUUGAUCUCAAUAUCAAAUUUCUCGGUAACAAUUAAGUACCUUACUGUGAUUGUUUUCAAAUAAAAUGGUCAAAAAGAAACAAAAAUACCUUUCUUAGCAAAGAGCAGUUUCUAAAGCAAGAAUCUUGCCAGGAGUGUCAGGGAGUGGUCUGAGUGGGGAGGGGAAAACUAAAUGUUAUUGGCAGAGAGGUUUUAAACUCUCUUUCUUAGGCCUAUUCCCACUAUGAGAUACUGUAUGAAGGAGAGUCUGAGGAGCAGGGUGGUGAAAGAUAAUUCUACUUUUCAAUUCACAUUACAUCCUUGCCUUACCUUUCGUUGUGGCUGGCAACGCGACAUUCUUGGUCCGCAUCUUAAAUUGACCGUAAAUAUCACAGUAGCGACUAGCCAGUAAGCACAAACUAUUCAACAAUAACAUAAAAGUUUAUUCUAAAACAUAUCACACUAUUGAAUAGUGCAACCAAACCAUAUUACACUCUUGAAUAAUGCAACAAUUCACAAGCAUGUACAGUGCCUUGCAAAAGUAUUCAUCUCUCUUGGCGUUUUCCCUAUUUUGUUGCAUUACAACCUGUAAUUUAAAUGGAUUUUUACUUGGAUUUCAUGUAAUGGACAUACACAAAAUAGUCCAACCUGGUGAAGUGAAAUGAAAAAAAUUCUAAAAAAUAAAUAACGGAAAAGUGGUGCGUGCAGAUGUAUUCACCCCCUUUGCUAUGAAGACCCUAAAUAAGAUCUGGUGCAACCAAUUACCUUCAGAAGUCACAUAAUUAGUUAAAUAAAGUCCACCUGUGUGCAAUCUAAGUGGCACAUGAUCUGUCACAUGAUCUCAGUGUAUAUAUACACCUGUUCCGAAAGGCCCCAGAGUCUGCAACACCACUAAGCAAGGGGCACCACCAAGCAAGUGGCACCAUGAAUACCAAGGAGCUCUCCAAACAGGUCAGGGACAAAGUUGUGGAGAAGUACAGAUCAGGGUUGGGUUGUAAAAAAAAUAUCAGAAACUUUGAACAUUCCACGGAGCACCAUUAAAUCCAUUAUUAAUAAGUGGAAAGAAUAUGGCACCACAACAAACCUGCCAAGAGAGGGCCGCCCACCAAAACUCACGGACCAGGUAAGGAGGGCAUUAAUCAGAGAGGCAACAAAGUGACCAAAGAUAACCCUGAAGGAGCUGCAAAGCUCCACAGCGGAGAUUGGAGUAUCUGUCCUGUCACGUUCGUUGAAGGACGGGUCAGACCAAGGCGCAGCGUGAAAUGCGUACAUGUUUAUUUCACCGAUAAACACACUAACAAAACCACAAAACAACGAAACGUGAAGUCCUAAGGCUAAAACACAAAACAAGCCUACUCACGGAACAAGAUCCCACAACUAACGAGUGCCAAUAGGCUGCCUAAGUAUGAACCCCAAUCAGAGACAACGAGCGACAGCUGUCUCUGAUUGGGAAUCACACCCGGCCAAACAUAGACAUACAAUCCUAGAAUGACAACAUAGAAAACACAACAUAGAACACCACACCCUGACUCAACAUACCAGAGUCCCAUAAGUCAGGGCGUGACAGUACCCCCCCCCCCCCCCACCCAAAGGAGCGGACUCCGACCGCACAAACUUUACAUAACAGGGUAGGGGCCGGACGACCACUUACUCUCCGCCUCCCUGUUGCGCCCCUGGUCUGGUCUGGACCUCGCCGCGCUGCUUCCCCUCUCCUUCCUCCCACGAAGUACCAAGCCCUGUCUGGACCCUGGUGUGGGAGACCUCGAACCUGGAAAGGGGCUGACGUCUGGGUCUGGACUGGAGCCGCUGACCGGAGCUGGACUAGGCACCGGUGGAGCGGACUGCUCUGGCUCCGGAGUAGAGCUGCUGACCGGAGCUGGAACGGGCACGGGCACGGGCCGUGCCGGACUGGACACACGCACCACUGGUCUGGUGCAAGGAGCAGGCACGGGCCGGACCGGACUAGGAACACGCACCACUGGCUUGGUGCGAGGAGCAGGAACGGCCAGGCCGGACUGGCGACACGCACCACUGGCUUGGUGCGAGGAGCAGGAACGGGCCGGGCCGGACUGGCGACACACACCACUGGCUUGGUGCGAGGAGCAGGAACGGGCCGGGCCGGACUGGCGACACGCACCACUGGCUUGGUGCGAGGAGCAGGAACAGGCCGGACUGGGAACACGCACCCCUGGCUUGGUGCGGGGAGCAGGUAUGGGUCGUACCGGGCUGGCGACACGCACCACUAGCUUGGUGCAGGUACGGGGCGUACCGGGCUGGCGACACGCACCACUGGCUUGGUGCGAGGAGCAGAAACAGGCCGGGCCGGACUGGGAACACGCACCACUGGCUUGGUGUGGGGAGCAGGAACGUGCCGGGCCGGACUGGGGACACACACCACUGGCUUAGUGCGGGGAGCAGGUACGGGUCGUACCGGGCUGGCGACAUGCACCAUUGGCUUGGUGCGGGGAGCAGGCACGGGCCGUACCGGACUGGGAACAUGCACCACUGGCUUGGUGCGGGAGCAGGAACGGGCCGGGCCGGACUGUGGAGGCGGACUGGAGGUCUGGAGCGGAGAGCUGGCACAACCCGUCCUGGCUGGAUCCCUACUUCCGCACAGUACGUGUGUGGCAUUAGCACAGGACGCACUGGGCUGUGCAUGCGCACUGGCGAUACAGUACGUAGAACCGGCGCAGGAUAUGCGGGACCGAGGAGGCGUACUGGAGACCAGGAGCGUUGAGCCGGCACACCCCAUCCUGGCUGGAUGCCCAUUUUCGCACGGCACGUGCAUGGUGCUAGCACAGGACUUACAGGACUGUGCCGGCGCACUGGCGACACAGUACGUAGCUCCGCAUAACACGGAGCCUGCCCAGUCACACGCUUCCUAGUGUGAGUACGGGGAGUUGGCUCUGCUCUGAACCUAGGCUCCGCCAACCACCCUGUGUGCCCCCCCCAAAAAAUUUAUUGGGGCUGCUUCUCGGGCUUCCUCCUCGACCGGCGCACUCCGUGUUGCCGUUGCUCCUCUCUAAACCGGGCCUCCACUGUCUCCUCCCAAGGACGGCGAUCCAUCCCAGCCUGAAUCUCCUCCCAUGUCCAGGAUCCCUUUCCGUCCAGGAUCUCCUCCCAUGUCCAGGCUGUCUGCUCCUGGGCACGCUGCUUGGUCCGUGUUUGGUGGGAUCUUCUGUCACGUUCGUUGAAGGACGGGUCAGACCAAGGCGCAGCGUGAAAUGAGUACAUGUUUAUUUCACCGAUAAACACACUAACAAAACCACAAAACAACGAAAUGUGAAGUCCUAAGGCUAAAACACAAAACAAGCCUACUCACGGAACAAGAUCCCACAACUAACGAGUACCAAUAGGCUGCCAAAGUAUGAUCCCCAAUCAGAGACAACGAGCGACAGCUGUCUCUGAUUGGGAAUCACACCUGGCCAAACAUAGACAUGCAAUCCUAGAAUGACAACAUAGAAAACACAACAUAGAACACCACACCCUGACUCAACAUACCAGAGUCCCAUAUGUCAGGGCGUGACAUGUCCAUAGAACCACUUUAAGCCGUACACUUCACAGAGCUGGGCCAUGUGGGAGACUCCCCAAACAUAUUGAAGAAGGUACUCUGGUCAGAUGAAACUAAAAUUGAGCUUUUUGGCCAUCAAGGAAAACGCUAUGUCUGAUGCAAACCCAACACCUCUCAUCACCCCGAGAACACCAUCCCCACAGUGAAACAUGGUGAUGGCAGCAUCAUGCUGUGGGGAUGUUUUUCCAUCGGCAGAGACUGGGAAACUGGUCAGAAGGAAUGAUGGAUGGCGCUAAAUACAGGGACAUUCUUGAGGGAAACCUGUUUCAGUCUUCCAGAGAUUUGAGACUGGGGCGGAGGUUCACCUUCCAGCAGGACAAUGACCCUAAGCAUACUGCAAAAGCAACACUCGAGUGGUUUAAGGGGAAACAUUUAAAUGGGGGGUGAAUAGUUAUGCACGCUCAAGUGUUCUGUUUUUUUUGUCUUAUUUCUUGUUUGUUUCACAAUCAAAAAUAUUUUGCAUCUUCAAAGUGGUAGGCAUGUUGUCUAAAUCAAAUUAUACAAACCCCCAAAAAAUCAAUUUUAGUUCCAGGUUGUAAGGCAACAAAAUAGGAAAAAUGCCAAGGGGGGUGAAUACUUUCGCAAGCCACUAUGUGCAGACAAAGGGUUUAUUUUCUCGUCUGUAGGCUACACUCAUUACAUUUUAGCUUCAAGACAAAAGCACAGAGUUGCCAACAGCAUGUCUUCAUCAAUUAAUGUUAGCCUAUCAAAAAUGAACAAUUAACCUGCUCAUACGAAUAUAAAACUACAGUAGGCCUACCUUACAACAUUACAACAAACCAGGCUUCAUUUUUAUCAAUAUCAUGCAAAUCAUCACGUGGUAAAAGGCAUAUUGUGACUGAAACCAUGGAUAUAAGUGAAUUCACCACAACAAACUGUUUUAUAUGGAAGCCCAUACCCGCCACCAAAAAAUAAAAUGCCUCAUGACUUGUCAACGUGUACAAUUAGUCUGUGCUUCAGUCUGAUCAAAUGUAGCCUACUGAUAACAACCACAGAUGCAGGUAGCCUAGAGAAGCCUAUGCUCUCUGAUCCCAUCUGGGCCUGGCCAAGGGAAACGUAACGUCAUGUUUUUAUAGCCUAAGCUCUGUAUUUAUAGCAUAAAAUAGGCCCAUUUAAUUUGUGUUCUGAGAAAAUGUGAAUGUGAUCAAAUUUGGUUUAUAUUCACACUUCUGGUGGCUAGGCUACCUAGGCCUUUUUAAUCCAAAAGAAUUUAUUGGAAUUAAAUCAAUCAACAGUGAUGACAUACUGUGUGAGUAUCUUUUUAAUUACAGAUGCAAAGGCCUAUAUGAUGCAACCCUGCAUACAGCAACCUCAGCCCAGUUAGUUUUUGUCCAAUUGCAGUUGUCUCUUUGUCUGUGUAAAGGGUUUUAAUGUAUUCAUCCUCCCUAGGGCCAGGAGUUUUCCAGGAGUUUUUUUUAAACCAUAUGACCUGAUAAGAAAAACAAUCUUGUCCCAUCAUAGCCCAUAUAAAACAUUUGUUUUUUCAGCUGAUUUAUUACUAUGUCGUACGCUACCACUAGAGUCCGGAGUUGUUUAAAUUACUACCAGAUUGGGUAAAACUCUGGGCCCUAGGAAAACAAUUUACCCUCCCACCACUCUGGAACAUGUGGUGCCACCUCUGAAAUGUCCACACAAUGUUACAAUGAAAAAACAUAUCCUAUUUGUAUGAUCUACAUUUGACAUGUUUUUGGUGGUGGGGAUGGGCUUCCAUAGUUUUAUGUGACUCAGUGCAGCCAGCAGCUACUGUGACAAUUUCCGAAUGUAACAGGCUGUUACUGCAAUUUCUGGUAAAAACUCAAUGAAACAAGUCUCAAAUAUUAGGAAAAUGUCUAUACAUUUCAGCUGUUUCAAAACCAUUGCUCUGCUAUUAUCAUUUAGACUGUAUGAGUAUUAGCUCAACGAGACAAUUCUGCUUACACUGUCAUGCUUCAAGGGGGGCAACUGUUGUGCGCUACCUCGGGCGAGUGUGGUGAUGUCACCAGGCAGGCUAAAACUCCAUCCCACUUAAACAGACUGAAAUUUCAGGCGGUCUUUUCAAACAGCUCUUACACUAAAAGGGCAUUAUCAUAAUUUUCAACAUUUCACAGUAUUAUUCCAACCUCAUAGUGUAUAUUUAAAACACAGGAAAAUCACGUUUUUGACUGCAGUGGGACUUUAAAGGCAUUUCUCUUUGAACAAGCGAACCAAUAAUGAUUCCUUGUUUGUUCUACCACAAUGUCUCUUAAAAAGGGAAUUGAGCAACUACUUAAUGUGCACAUGCCUAAGUUGUUUCCCAAUAGCAUUUGGAUUGCUAUCAUAAAAGCUGGCCUCACAAAGAAAUGGGCGAGGCUUUCCAAAAUAAUAUUGAACAUUCCAUCACUGGCUGGUACCUCUUUUCGAUAUUUGAUACUGUAAUGUUUUGUGGUGUUUAACAUGUUUUUCUCAGUAUUUUUGUCAGUCCAUAUUUUGUUUCACACAUUUGAUAAGAUCUUGGUGAUGAUAACCUUGGUGAUGAUGUUUUUUUAGUUACUCUAGCAGCUGUAGUGUGUUAACUGUUUCCCUAGUAAUGUGAUGUAAAGAUUAACACGCCCUCACUGCGGGCCUCAGCCUUGCCUCAUCUCCUGGCCCAAUGCCAGGUGUUAGUUGGCUCCCCAGCGCUCUCAGCACAUACCAGCUCUGUGUUGAAGCAUGCUCUCUAGUCUAUGCUAACUGACUCACGCCCACCACCACUGUGUACUCUGGUCAGUCAAGUUUCAAAAUGAAGGUUGAAACUUCCUUUCAGGUUUUCAGAUGUAAUUAAAGUUGUGUCUUUGUCUAUGCCACAGUUGUAGGGCUAGCAUCUCUGGUUUAUCUAGAUAUAACUUCCUAGAGCGAAUUAUCUUAUAAAUUGAUUGAACUUUGUGUUUUUUUUUCCUAGCACCACUUAUGAGAGACCGCAUGGUGGUUUGCAUGUAAACAUUCAUCUUUAAAGAUGUGUUGAUUUUUCAACAUGUUUCAUUGCAGCUACAUGGGCAGGGUGUUUAACAGCAUUCCUAAGAGGUGGUGCGUUUAUAGGCUUAACUUUGUUUCAGGUUAAGGUUAACUCGGUCUCUUCCCCUCUGACCUUUCAAGGCUCCUCCUACCCUACGAGAGGCACACCAAAGGAGAGAAGGACAAACCCCUCCCCUCAGCCAAACCCAAAAAACAGGAGCAUGGGGCCCAAGAGGGGGGUGCCAAACCCAAAGCGAAACGACCUAAAGGUGGACUAAACCAGAGACAGGUGGCCAGGAAGGAGAGGGAGAGCGAUGACACAACAAAAAGCCGGGAGCUCUCACAGGUCAGUCCUACUCAUUUUCUGUCCGUCUGUCUCACACUAUCUCAAGCUCUCACAAGCACUCUCGUUCACACACUCUUUCUUAGAAAGAUAACAUAUACCAACAUCACACAUGCAUCAUAUAUAUGUGUCGAAUAACCGUAUGGCAUAUGUUUUCCCACUAAGGUAUCUGAGGAGAAAGAGGAGAACCAGGAGCUUGCAGUGAUGAAGCAGGAUCAUCUUCCCAGAGAGGAGCCUGAAGAGGAGUUACAACACACCUUGAAGAAAGAGGAGACAUUGAGCCAGGAGGAACCAUCCCGCCUGAAUCCCUCCAACACAGACUGCCACCGAGCCACACCUGUCCUCCACAGUGACCUGUGUCCACAGCCCGAGUGGAGACAUCCCAACCAGCCACAAUCAGACAAAUUCAACCCUGAGCAAAAGAACCAAGCCAAUGGAACCCUCUCUAAGACCCCAUAUCCACACAACUGGGACAACAACAACAACAGUAAACAUGGGUAUAGCAGUCUAGCUGACCCAAGCACACCUGACACUCCAGUAGCUAAAGACACAGACUGUCACGGUUAUGGACAUGGUGGGAGGGUGGGGAAGGUGCUGCCCAUGUGUAAGCAGAGCCCACCCCCACUGCAGCUGUACUCUACAGAGCCACUCACAGACAAACAGGACUCCCCCAGUAAAAACAAAGCAAUAAAUCAGUGUCACAUGCACAUGCCAACAGCGUACUCCAAGGACAACCUGGGGGUCAUGUCCCCACUAGCCAAGAAGAAGCUCCUCUCCCAAGUCUGUGAGACAAGUCAUUACUCAUUCAGUUCCCCUCCUCUCCCUCCUCCCACUCCGUCAGCCAGCGUGGCUGAUGUGAGCGACAGUUGUGUUGAAGAGGUGGUGAAACUGAGGCAGGACUCCCUGCCGGACAGCCCAGAGAUGGCUCCCGUCUUCAGGCCUUCUGUCAUCCAGCACGCCCAAAGUGUCAAACCCCAGCAAGAGAGGAGUCCUCUGGGGGAUCUGUCUGAGCCUUUCACUUGCAGAGUGAGCCACUUCCAGCCCCGGCUCAACCCCCCCUGGCACCCCUACCUCCACAGGACUGAGCACCAGGAUGGAGUGGAGAAUGCAGGGGAGACACGGAUGCAGCAGCACCCAAGUCAGGCACCACCAGGCUAUGCAGGCGACUGCUACUCCUCCCCUCACCUACACAACCUCUACCGGCAGACAGAGAACUGUCUGAGUCAAGAGCGAAUGGCCAAUUAUCCCAACAGAGACAAACAGGGACAUUUUAUCGGGGAAUGUCAGAGCAGUGAGGGCUUUAGCUUAAACAAUCCUGAUAGAGAUGGGUUGGCUUACAGAGCUCCCCACUUCUCUGAGAGGACACAAACACAUGGGGAUAGACCAUUGGACGAGGAACCUCGAGAUUUCAGUAUUUCCAAGCCUGUCACUCAAAGGAUGUCUUUCACAAAGCCCUCUUUCUGUGGCCUCCCGUAUCCCAUGAUGCACCAGAGUUUAGACUAUCACCCCAAAGCAUGCAGAGUCCCCCCCAUGACUAUAUCUACCCCCAAACAGAACCCAGACCCCCCUCAGCCCUUCUUCAACCCUAAAAGCCACGCUGAGACUGUCAGUGCCUCCAGACCCAGUAAGAGAAGCCUGGGGGAACUAGAGAACGAGGGGGUGCCAGACCGCAAGGUGCGAGUGGUGACCCCCAUGCACCCCGCCGGCUCUGUCCGCAGGGGUGACCCACAGGGGGAGGAGCUCAAACCAGCUGAACCGGCGCACGCCGUCCACCUCCACAGCCACAUUCCCGAGGGCCACACCUACCCUCCCCACGCGCCCUUCUACCCAGGGAUGUACCCCGGGAUGCAGGACGCCCUCCAUCACAACCUCCAAUACCUGAAGAGCCAGACAGCCGUGUCCCCCCUUGUCCCUCCACUAGCCUUCCACUCCAUGAUGCUACAGAGGCAGCUGAUGGCCUCACAGCCCAGUCCCCAUCACUUCUACAGGCACCCUGGGGGGGCGGCCCUGUACGGGGACCUCCUGCACCACCUGUACCCCCUGUCCACCCUUAACCACCCACAGCUGUCCUCCAUGCACCCCAGCACCAGACUCUAA
Messenger RNA from Coregonus sp. 'balchen', 31010 nucleotides. Lineage: Eukaryota; Metazoa; Chordata; Actinopteri; Salmoniformes; Salmonidae. The record is from the annotation of a GenBank genome assembly.